AGUAAGUCUCUCUCUUGAUUGGCAGGGAAGCAGGUAUGCUAAUCGCUUCAGGCACUCGCUUCCGGAAACAACAAAAAAGGACUUCUUGGUUGAGAACUGCCACAGAGGAUUCUCCAAUUCACAGAUUAGCCUGGACCAGAUAUCAUGGCUACAAAGAAAGCUAACAAUGAAGUUCAACAGCAACUUGAGAGCGUCUUCCAGAGGUUUCCACUACUGUUGGUGCAUGGGAUCCCUCUCAUGGAACCCAUCGCCCAACGUUGGGCUGAGGUUGAAAAUUUUGAAGCACGACCAGAUGACUUGGUCAUAGCUACCUAUCCCAAAGCAGGUACCACGUGGACGCAGGAGAUUGUCGAUCUCAUUCUUGCUGCUGGUGACACAGAAAAAUCUCAGCGGGCUCCGAUGCAGGUCCGAAUCCCUUUUUUAGAAUACUGUACUCCACCCCCUUUGCCUUCAGGUAUUGAUAGACUAGUCAAUGCACCUUCUCCUCGUGUGAUGAAAACUCACCUGCCGUUCCAGCUUCUCCCUAAAAGUUUUUUGGAAAAGGACUGCAAGAUUAUCUAUGUCGCUCGCAACGCCAAGGACACCGUGGUCUCCUAUUUCUUCUUCGACCAGAUGCAUUUGAUGCAGCCGGACCCAGGGCCGUGGAACGGAUACGUUACAAAAUUCAUGGAGGGCAACGUUCCGUGGGGCUCUUGGUAUGACCAUGUCCGGUGUUACUGGGAGAAGAAAGCAAACCACCGUAUUCUGUAUCUCUUCUAUGAGGACAUGAAAGAGGACUUGGUCCGUGAGAUCCGACGUAUGACGGAUUUCCUGGAGGUUGACUUGCCUGAGGACAUAGUCGAUAAGAUUGCCCACCAUACCUCCUUCCAGAUCAUGAAGGACAACCCAAUGGCAAAUUAUGACACUGUUCCCAGCACCAUUUUUGACAGGACAAAAAGCUCCUUUAUGAGGAAAGGUGAAGUUGGAGACUGGAAAAAUUAUUUCACAGUGGCUCAGAAUGAAGCUUUCGAUGCCGAUUACCUGCGAAAGAUGGAAGGAACAAGCUUGCAUUUCCGGAAUGUGUUAAACAGUCAGAAAAAAUUCUCCUAGAGCUUUUCUAUGAAGGACCAAAAUUGUUUCUGGCUGUUGUGGGUUUUCAGGGCUGUGUGGCCACAGUCUGGUAGCUUUUGCUCCUAACAUUUUGCUUGCAUCUAUGGCUGGCAU
This is a messenger RNA of Sphaerodactylus townsendi, 1203 nucleotides long. RefSeq names its product sulfotransferase 1B1-like. Gene Ontology annotation, molecular function: sulfotransferase activity. NCBI's taxonomy places the organism in Eukaryota, Metazoa, Chordata, Lepidosauria, Squamata, Sphaerodactylidae. Gene Ontology annotation, biological process: sulfation. The record is from RefSeq and is a predicted model, not a curated record. The coding region runs from base 145 to 1089 and encodes 314 amino acids. Gene Ontology annotation, cellular component: cytoplasm. The transcript is spliced from 7 exons.